GCGCCGCCGCUAUCGCACGGCAUGCUGGGAGCGAGAGGCGGGGUCGGCCCCGCCGGGCCUGGGGAGAGAGGCGGGUCCUGUCGGCGGGGAUCUUCACUACUGCGGCCACACACUUUUCUCCCAAAAGCUUCCCGGAAAGCACCGGGAUUUUAAAAACUUUAGGCUUUGUCUUUUCUUCUUCUUCUUCUUUUUUUUUUUUUUUUUUGGUGGGGGAAACAAUAUAGAAGGCUUUUCCUUCUCUGCAACGAUUUUGUGGCUUCCUAGAGGUCAGGAGAGUGUUGGUCAUGGGAAAGAAGGUUGAAUUCAGUCUGCCCACAUGGGCGUGCCUAGCUUUAGAACAGCGCUAUUUAGGAGAAGUUGGAAGUUACACCCUUUGGGAUUCGCAGAGGCAUUUUUGGAACAUCUUUGGAAAAAAUUGCAGGAUCCAAGUAAUCCUGCCAUCAUCAGGCAGGCUGCUGGAAAUUAUACUGGAAGCUUUUUGGCAAGAGCUAAAUUUAUUCCUCUUAUUACUGUAAAAUCAUGCCUAGAUCUUUUGGUUAACUGGCUGCACAUAUACCUUAAUAACCAGGAUUCGGGAACAAAGGCAUUCUGCGAUGUUGCUCUCCAUGGACCAUUUUACUCAGCCUGCCAAGCUGUGUUCUACACCUUUGUUUUUAGGCACAAGCAGCUUUUGAGCGGAAACCUGAAAGAAGGUUUGCAGUAUCUUCAGAGUCUGAAUUUUGAGCGGAUAGUGAUGAGCCAGCUAAAUCCCCUGAAGAUUUGCCUGCCCUCAGUGGUUAACUUUUUUGCUGCAAUCACAAAAAGGAGUUUUGAGCCAGUCAGUUUUCCAGGUACAAAGGAGACAAAAGUGAAGAUAGCGCCCUGGACUGUAAGGAGCUCACCACCUUGCCUAUCACCCCAAAUAUGAACUUAGCAACAAAACUCUGCAACAGGAAAGGAAUUAGAGAAAUCCAGGUAGCUGGCAAAUCUUUCCUCAAUUUAAUUUGCAUUAAAAAUAAAAGAGGGGGCUGGGCACAGUGGUUCACAUCCAUAAUCCCAGCACUUUUGGGAGGCCAAGCAGAAGGAUCGAUUGAGACCAGGAGUUCAGGACUAGCCUUGGCAACAUAGCGAGAUCCUCAUCUCUACAACAUAUAUAUAUAUUUAAAAAUUAGCUGGGCCUGGUAGUGUGCACCUAUAUAGUCCUAGCUACUCAGGAGACUGAGGCAGCAGGAUCCCCUGAGCCCAGGAGUUUGAGGCUGAAAUGAGCUAUGAUCACACCACCACACUUCAGCCUGAGCAACAGAGCAAGACCCUGUCUUGAAAACAAACAAACAAACAAAAGAGGCUUUGCAGCAUAAAUGUUUUGACAGAACUAAUAAAGAAUGUGCCUCUGUCUGGCCGGGCGCAGUAGCUCAUGCCUGUAAUCCCAGCACUUUGGGAGGCCAAGGUGGGUGGAUCAUCAGGUCAGGAGUUUGAGACCAGCCUGACCAACAUGAUGAAACCCCGUCUCUACUAAAAAUACAAAAAAAUUAGCCAGGCGUGGCAGCACGUGCCUGUAAUCCCAGCUACUCAAUCGCUUGAACCUGGGAGGCAGAGGUGGCAGUGAGCCAAGAUUGCACCACUGUACUCCAGCCUGGGCAACAGAGCAAGACUCCAUCUAAAAAAAAAAAAAAAGAAUGUGCCUCUGUCUUAAAAUAAUACAUUUCUCUCUAAUCUGCAAAAUAGGACACGUAUGAGAAAAUAUUUGCCAAUCAAAUACAUUUUAUAGCUGAUCUAAAGUGCUUACAAUCAUACCAAAGAACAGAACCUCUCAUCAUCAGCUUAGGCUUUUUCAACUAAGAAAGGAUAAGAUGGACCUUGAUUUUUAAUUUUAAUUCUUGCAAUGUCACAGAGUAAAGGUCAUUUUACCUAAUCGUCCCAUGUAAUAAGGCAUAUUGCCAUAUGUAGAACAUACAGCUAACUGAGAUUUCACUUUGCUUUCUGAUAUUUAACCCUGUUGUAAUAUUGGCUAUGUGAACCUGAGAAAUGAAAAACUGUGAUGUCAUUUUAGAAAUGGGGAAAAGUUGCCCAGGGCAAACAAGCAUGAAUAUAUCUGAUUAUAUUCUGUCCCCUGGUUCCUAGCAAUGCCUCUUAUGAUUGUCUUUCAGAUAUGUGAUUUGUAGUGGCAAUAUAACUGAGAUAUGGAGACUCUGAUAGGUCCUGCCUACAUGUGAUAUUUUUGUAGCUAACAUUUGAAAAAGUAUACUUACUGCUGAUUAAACUUUAGUAAAUCUGCAUCAACCAUGUCAGCUAGUGGCAGGGUAAACAAGGAAACCGAAGCUCACACGAUAACCCUAGAAAAAAAUGUUAAAACACAUAUGAAAAUUUUACAACUAGGAGGCACAGCUUUUGUUAAAAAAGAAUAAAAUGAAAGUUGACAUUUGAUUUGCAAGAAGAUAAAAGGAAAUGAUAUACUAUAAAAGUAAAGCUAUAUUAGGCAUACCCUUCUAUCCUCCCAAAUAUUAUAUAUCUAUGAAUAUAUAAUUCUCUUUAAAAGUGAAAUAACUACUUUCACUUGGGAAUUUUAAAAAUGAUUUUUAUGCUUCUUCCUCAUUCCAAAUGACUAAACUCAUUUAAUCUGCUUAAAUUAUUAAUAGAUUCUAAAGGACAGGACAUGCCAGGGAAAUUAAUCACACAGACAUCUUUCUCUUGAUAUCAGAAAUAGGAUACAUUAAGAACUGAGAAAGGGCAUAUAGCAUUUUAAUUAUGAUAGAAGAAUAAAAAUGAGGGGGAUGGUUUAAGUGAAGAAAAAGCAAACAAAAAUUUUCAUUCUAAAAAUUACUAUAAAAUAUCAUUUUACAUAUUAUACAGCCAGGGCCACCCUUACAGACUUAUAGAAUAGUUAUCUGCAUGGGGUUCUAAUGUCUUGAAGUUUCAUAGGGAUUCAAUCAUUUGAGUCAAUUAUUACAGUCUCCACUACCAGUUUGUUCAAAAUGCAAAUAUGUCUUCAUGAAAAUUUUCUCAAGUUGUUCCAGCAGGGACCUGGAAUAGAAUGUAUUAAUUCAUUCACUCAAAAUGAGUGGCUCAUGCCUGUAAUCCUACACUUUGGGAGGACGAGGUGGGUGGAUCACUUGAAGUCAGGAGUUUAAGACCAGCCUGGCCAACAUGGUGAAACCCCGUCUCUACUAAAAAUACAAAAAUUAGCCAGGCAUGGUGGCUGGUGCCUGUAGUCCCAGCUACUCGGGAGGCUGAGGCAGGAGAAUUGCUUGAACCUGGGAGGUGGAGGUUGCAGUGAGCCGAGAUCACGCCACUGCACUCCUGGACAACACAGUGAGACUCCAUCUCAAAUAAAACAAAAAACAAAAACAAAAACAUUAUCUUUUCUUUUCUUUUCUUUUUUGAGACAGGGACUCACUCUGUUGUCCAGGCUGGAGUGCAGUAGCAUGAUUUCAGCUCACUGCAGCCUCCACCUCUUGGGCUCAGGUGAUCCUCCCACUUCAGCCUCCUGAAUAUCUGAGACUACAGGAGUGCACCACCACACCUGGCUAAAUUUUUAUUUUGUGUAGAGACAGGGUUUUGCCAUGUUUCCCAGGCUGGUCUUGAACUCCUGGGCUCAAGUGAUCCUCCCACCUCAGCCUCCCAAAGUGCUGGAAGUAUAGGCAUGAGCCACUGUGCCUGGCCCAAAACACAUUUUCUAAGGACCAACUAUUUGCACGAACUGCAGUAGGUAAUGGGCCGCAGUGGUAAGAGACUAGACCCUAUUCACAAUAAACUCAAUCCAGUGGGGACUACAGAUAGUCGCAGGUAGAGGAAAAGCACCACAGCAGAAGUAAGCAUAGGGCACUGGAGUCAUAUAGGAGGGCCACCUAAUCCAGAUGAGGAAAUCAGGGAAGGCUUCCCAGAGAAGCACAUGCCCGAACUGUGGCCUAAGACACGUGAGGACAGGGCCAAGCAAAAAAUGGGGAAGAGCUUUCCAGGCACAGGAAACUGCAUCUUCUAGACACAGAGGUGUCUGAACCAGGAACUGCAAAGUAUUUCUGUAUGGCAGAGAGUACAGUGUAAGUUGAGGAGUAACAAGAAAUGAAGAUGAAGGCUGGGCACAGUGGCUCACACCUGUAAUCCCAGCACUUUGGGAUGCCAAGGUGAGCAGAUCGCUUGAGCCCAGGAGUUCAACACCAGCCUGGGCAACAUGGCAAAAACCCAUCUCUACAAAAAAUAAAAAUUAAGCUGGGCAUGGUAGUGCACAUCUGUAGUCCCAGCUAUUUAGGAGGAUGAGGUGGGAGGAUCACCUGAGCCUGGGAGGUGGAGGUUAGAGUGGGCCAUAUUUGUGCCACUGUACUCUAGCCUGGGCAACAGAGCAAGACCCUGUCUCAGAAAAAAAAAAAAAAAGAAAUGAAGACGAAAAGAUAAAGAGGGACUAUAUAACAAGACAUCAUAAUGUCAUCAUUUUGAAAUACCCUAAAAGCAAUAAGAAGCCACUUAAGAAUAUUAAAGGUACUUGGGAGGCUGAGGUAGGAGAAUGGUGUGAACCCGGGAGGCGGAGCUUGCAGUGAGCCAAGAUCGUGCCACUGCACUCCAGCCUGGGCGACAGAGUGAGAUUCCAUCUCAAAAAAAAAAAAAAAAAAAGAUCAUUAAGCAAAGGAAGAGCAUGUUAUUCUAGAAGCAAUAUGAGAGAGGGAGUUGGAGAGACUGGAGACUAUAAACUAGGGGAUCAAUAUGGGAAGACUGUAUCCUAUUCCAUGUAAGAAAUGAGCUAUAGGAAUGUCAGUGGAACUGAGAAGAGAUGGAUUCAGGGCACAUUAGGGAGAUAAAACUGCUAACAAUUAACAGUGUGUUGGAUCUAGGUGUCAAAGAAGAGAGAAAAGGCAAAGACAACUUCUCGGUCUCUGACUUGGGCAACCAGAUAGAUGGCAAAGCCAUUUCCCGAGAUGGCAAAUAAUGGCAAAAGAGCAGAUUUGGCAGCAAGAUCUUUGAUUUGGACCUGCAGAAUUUGACAUGCCUGUGAUGAAGGCAAAGUGGGUGCUUGGGGGAGGAGGAGAGGUUGCAGAAAUAGGAGGAAGAGUUGAAGGAGAAAUAGAAGCUCAGUGUCUUUUAUACGUGGCAGCAGUAUUUACUAAAUAUAUUUUUGAGACAGGGUCUCACUCUUGUCACCUAGGCUGGAUGGAGUGCAGUGGUGCAGUCAUAGCUCACUAUGACUUGAAUUCGUGGGCUCAAGUAUGAUCCUCCUGCCUCAGCCACUAGAGUAGCUGGGACUACAGGCAUGUGCCACCAAAAAAUUUUUUAAUUUUUUAUAGAGAUGCGGUCUUACUCUGUUGCCCAGGCUAGUCUCAAACUCUUGGCCUUAAGCAAUCCUCCAACCUUAGCCUUCCAAGUAAAUUUUUUAAUAGGUUAAAAAAAAGUAAGUUUACUACAAAAUUUAAUGUAUGAAAUUCCUUCAUAAAACAAGCCGUUAACAUUCAGACAAUUUGUCAAAAAGGUACAAUGACCUUGCCUAGAAAUGAAUAUUAAACUCAGUCCGGAUCAAAAAUGUGUCACUGCUUGAAAGGGCAAAUGGUAAAAUUUAGUGUAAUUUUGAGACUGGAACCAGCAUUUACUUACAUGAUAAUAGUGAGAUAAAGAGCCAAACAGUAAUAGUAUUGCUUUCCCAGGAGUAACAUUACAAUGGAUGCUGUUCCUUCUACAUAGAAAGAAAUUAAGAUGAUCUUAUAGUAAUCAAACUUUUUCAGCCAGGACUGACUGAUAAGUACAAGGCACUGAAAUGGAAACAGAAUGGCAUUGUGUUAAGAUGGAACUCCACGCAUUAUUAAGCUUACUUACUCUUGCUGAUGACAAAAUAAACAUUCUUAUUGCAAAAUAAAUUGCUGGCCAGGUGUGGUGGCUCAUGCCUAUAAUCCCAACACUUUGGAAGGCCAAGGUAAAAGGAUCACUUGAGCCCAGGAGUUCAUGACCAGCCUGGGCAACAUGGUGAAAUUCUAUCUCUACAAAUAAUACAAAAAUUAGCUAGGUGUGGUGAUGUACAGCUGUAGUCCCAGCUACUAGGGAGGCUCAGGUUGGAGGACUGCUUCAGCCCAGGAGGUUGAGGCUAUAAUGAUCUAUGAUCACACCCACUGCACCCCAACCUGAGUGACAGAGCAAGACCCUGUCUCAAAAAAUAUGUAAUAAAUAAAUAAAUUUGCUUCUGAAUUAUAGUGUCAAUUGAAACACACAAUUAAAACUAUCUUGCUUAGAAAUGCCAUUAUUAUCCACAUAUACCAAAAAUUGAUUAUGAAUGGUAACUUUUUUUUUUUGAGACAGAGUCUCAAAUCUGUCAUCCAGGUUGAAGUGCAGUGGCAUGAUCUUGGCUUACUGCAACCUUUGCCUCCCAGGUUCAAGCAAUUCUCAUGCCUCAGCAUCCUGAAUAGCUGGGAUGACAGGCAAGCACCACUGUGCCUGGCUAACUUUUAUAUUUUUAGUAGAGACAGUGUUUCACCAUGUUGGCCAGGCUGGUCUCAAACUCUUGGGCUCAAGUGAUCUGUCUGCCUUGGCCUCCCAAAAUGUUAGGAUUACAGGCGUGAGCCACCACAUCUUGCCUGAAAUGUACUUUUUACCCUAAAAUCAAGCAUCAGAGGUAAACAAGAGUUAGCAUUCCUUGCUAACUGUGCCCUGCCUAACUUUAUAUGUUUUUAUCAUUAUAACAGAUUCAUUUUAAGAGCUCAGACUUAGGUUUUUUGCAUUUCUUGCUAUCAGUGAAAAAGUUCAUUGUUCUAGACUGAAAAGUUUAUGCUAAAUAUACAUAUGUACAUUAACAAAGAUCAGAAGAUACUCUUUGUUUUCAAUAAAAAAGCACACAUUGUUUAUCCCUGAAAAGUUUUCACUAACCAAAAGUAUGUGCAUUAUAGUUAGAAGAGAAUUUUGAAUGAUGUAAGUAGAAUACAGAUGUUCUUUAAUAAACUUAAGGGUUUUUUUACCCUGACUGAUUUUUUGACUGACUUUUCUACUUUCAAGGAACAAGAGUUCAUUUUCUGGAUACUAAAAAACAAUGGAUCAGUGAUUGAUGUGGUCCAAGGCAUUUCUUAGAGUUCUGUAAGAGGAAGUAUAUAAAACACCCCAACAAGUCCAAUUAUAUUCUUAAAUAUUAUUAUAAUAUUAUAAAGGAACACAUUUCCACAUAUUGAAAUGCAGCUGCUGUUUCUCCAUCUCUAGUACAUAAACAUACAAAAUACAAGAAGUUAAUAAUGUAAGAAAUAUGUGGUAGAGUGGAAUGUGCAAGAUUUUUUUUAGAGACAAGGUCUUACUAUGCUGCCCAGCCUGGUCUCAAAUUUCUGGGCUCAAGCAAUCAUCCCAAGUAGCUGACCACAGGCAUGCACCACCAUGUCUGGCUAAAAAGUGAAAGAUUUUGAAAUCAGAUGUCCCUAGGUUUAAAUUCCAGCUUUGCCACUUUUACCAGCUAUUUCUUCACAGACAAGUUACUUUACCUAAGAGGCAUUUCCCCCACCAAGACAAACUUUCUCUCUCUCUCUCUCUCUCUCUCUCUCUCUCACUCUUGCUCUCUUCCAUUUCUCUUCUCUUACCUAGCACCAUACUCAACAUACAAGGCACUUAAUAAUUGGUAGCUAUUUUUCUUGUGUCCAGUAUAUAAAAAGAUAUAAGCCAAUGAUGAGUAGUAUCACAAAAAUCAUGAAAGAAAAGAGAAAGACUGCCUUUUUUUUUUUUAACUAAAAUAAAGCCUUCUACAGAUGAAAGAUUUUGGCUCCCCGUUCAACAGUGUGUUCCAACAUAAGUGUUGGCAAACCUGUGGCAAAGGAGCCUACAUCAAGACAGAGGGAUAAAGGCAGUGCUGUGCUCACAGUGAAAGUCUAAUAGACACCUGCUGCGUUGAAUUGGCUGUACAUAAUAAGAGCUAACAUUUCUAGAGGGUUUAUUUUGUGCCAGGAACCGUUUUAAGUACUUUGGAUGUUUUAAUUCAUUUAACCCUCAUAAUAAUUUCCUUAGGUAGGCACUAUUUUUUUGUUGUUUUUUAAGACAGGGUCUUGCUCUGUCACCCAGGCUGGAGUGCAGUGGCACAAUCACGGCUCCCUGCAGCUUUGACCUCCUGGGCUCAAGCUAUUUUCCCACCUCAGCCUCCCAA
Messenger RNA from Gorilla gorilla gorilla (western lowland gorilla), 8065 nucleotides. Its product is annotated as putative RRN3-like protein RRN3P1. Gene Ontology annotation, biological process: transcription initiation at RNA polymerase I promoter. Gene Ontology annotation, cellular component: nucleus. Lineage: Eukaryota; Metazoa; Chordata; Mammalia; Primates; Hominidae. The coding region runs from base 317 to 907 and encodes 196 amino acids. The transcript has 5 exons. Gene Ontology annotation, molecular function: RNA polymerase I core binding; RNA polymerase I general transcription initiation factor activity. The record is from RefSeq and is a predicted model, not a curated record.